AUGGUCUUCAUCAGGGGAGAGGCCAGGGUGACUGGUCUAAAGUGGGCCGGUUCUUUGGCAUGGGGCGUUUUGGGAACCGGUACCAAACAAGAGGUCUUCCAGAGAGAGGACUUUCAGCUCAGGAGACGUCCGGUGCUCUUCGCACAGAAGGUCGUGUCGUCAGGGAUAUAUUCGUCGAAAGUCAUUCCCUCGACUCUGUUUCAGGUCAUCAAGAAUAAUCUAACCGGUGUAUGGAUCGCCAGCUCAAGCUGGAUUGUCCACAAUCGACUAAUAUCCCUCCCCAAUAUCAAAAAUGUUGGCACAAUCAUAGGGUUUAUGGACAACUUGGAUACUCUGGAUUCAUUAAUGAACUAUACUAAAACACUCUUCACAAAAAUAAGUCAGCAAAGGGAAAAAAUGCCUGCUUCAGUACAAAAGUCUGGUGAUCCUGACAACCCUUGUCCACAGUGCUGGAAUCUUUCGCCUGAUAACAUCACUUUGGUAGAUAACCGAGGAGUGGACAGACUGGGCUUUGCUGUGUAUUCUGCUGUCUACAGUGCAGCACAAGCACUGCAUACGUUGCUUCAGUGUGAUUCAGGUGUUUGUAAAUUGGGAGAAAACACAAAAAUCUAUCCCUAGAAGCUUUUGGAGGUUCUGAGGAAUACUUCCGUAAACAUAAGUGGCACAAUAUUAAAGUUCAACGAAAAUGGUAACCCGAAUUUAGGGUACAGUGUUAUACAAUGGAACUGGAAUAACACAGAGUUUAACUUCAAAACUGUGGGAACGUAUAAGCAAAACCAAUUAGACAUAAACGAAAGCCUCUUUGAAUGGCACACUAACGACUCAACGGUUCCUCUGUCAACCUGCUCGGCGCAGUGUGAAGAUGGCCAAGUUCGCAGGGUCAAAGGUUUCCAUUCCUGCUGCUAUGACUGUAUUGACUGUUUACCUGGUACUUAUCAAGCAAAUAAAGAUGACAUCCAGUGCACCAAGUGUCCUAAUCGUACGUGGUCUGGAGUACGCAGCACUAACUGCAGUCCCCCUGUUUUUGAAAUUUUGGCAUGGCACACAUCUGACGCUCUGAAGAUUAUAAUGUCGGGACUUGUGCUGCUUAUAUGUCAAGUGUCAGUAAGCAUCGUGUUCCUAUUACACAGAGGGACCCCACUGGUGAAGGCGUCAGGGGGAGUCCUGACCUUUCUGACUCUACUAAGCUUGAUGGGAGCCUGUUUGAGUCUGCUUCUCUUCCUUGGACCGCGUGAUGAUGUGGUGUGUCAUCUUCAACUACCACUUAGCACCAUUUUCCAAACCAUAGCUCUCUCCAUUAUUUUGUCUCUGUCACUGCAGGUGGGUACAGGCAGGUACAAUACUGCAUCCAAGUGGCUAUUUCUAGCAACUACACAAGCAGAAUUUUUUUUUAAACAUAUGGUUCACAAACACUAA
Messenger RNA from Cyprinodon variegatus (sheepshead minnow), 1416 nucleotides. RefSeq names its product taste receptor type 1 member 3-like. Gene Ontology annotation, molecular function: G protein-coupled receptor activity. Gene Ontology annotation, biological process: sensory perception of sweet taste; G protein-coupled receptor signaling pathway; sensory perception of umami taste. The transcript has 6 exons. The record is from RefSeq and is a predicted model, not a curated record. Gene Ontology annotation, cellular component: membrane. NCBI's taxonomy places the organism in Eukaryota, Metazoa, Chordata, Actinopteri, Cyprinodontiformes, Cyprinodontidae.